Magallana angulata is the source of this 3888-nucleotide messenger RNA. RefSeq names its product dynein axonemal heavy chain 2-like. The record is from RefSeq and is a predicted model, not a curated record. Gene Ontology annotation, cellular component: dynein complex. Gene Ontology annotation, biological process: microtubule-based movement. Gene Ontology annotation, molecular function: minus-end-directed microtubule motor activity; dynein light intermediate chain binding; dynein intermediate chain binding. NCBI's taxonomy places the organism in Eukaryota, Metazoa, Mollusca, Bivalvia, Ostreida, Ostreidae.
AUGGGCAACCUCUCUGGAGACUGCCUAAUGGCUGCUGCCUUCAUGUCCUACAUGGGGCCCUUCUUGUCCAACUACAGAGACGAACUGGUCCAGAAGAAAUGGAUUGAGGAGGUCCGUAAGCUGGGAAUUCCCUGUGCACCAAACUUCAAUUUCUGUGAGUUCAUGGCCAAGCCGACCCAGGUCAGGGACUGGAACAUCCAGGGGUUGCCUAGUGAUGCCUUCUCCACGGAGAAUGGAGUCAUCGUGACCUCAUCCAAUCUGUGGCCCCUGAUGGUGGACCCUCAAGGUCAGGCCAUCAAAUGGAUCAAGAACAUGGGGGCCUCACGAGGCCUCAAAGUGAUAGACUUGCAGCAGUCGGAUUACAUGAGGACUCUGUAGUCUGCCAUCCAGUUUGGUCUGCCAGUCGUCUUGCAGAACGUACAGGAAAAGCUAGACCCUUCCCUGGAUCCAGUGCUGAACAAGUCUCUGAUGAGAAUAGGUGGAGCUUACAUGAUAAAGCUGGGAGACAAAGAGAUUGAGUACAACCCAGAGUUCCGAUUCUGCAUCACCACUAAGCUGAGUAACCCCCCCGAGAUCUCCACCAAGUCCACCAUUGUCAACUUUGCUGUCAAAGAGCAAGGUCUGGAGGCCCAACUGUUGGGAAUCGUGGUCAGGAAGGAACGUCUGGAUCUGGAGGAACAGAAGGACAGCCUGGUCCGGAGCAUCGCGGCCGGGAAAAAGAAACUUGUCGAGUUAGAGGACGAGAUUCUCAGGCUGCUGAAUGAGACCAAGGGCUCACUGCUGGACGAUGAACAGCUGGUCAACACACUGCAGACGUCCAAGAUCACCUCACAGGAAGUGACGGAGCAGCUUCAGAUCUCCGAGACGACCGAGGUCAAGAUUGACGCUGCCAGAGAGUGCUACAGACCUUCUGCUCAGAGAGCCUCCAUCUUGUUCUUUGUCCUGAAUGACAUGGGCCGCAUAGAUCCAAUGUACCAGUUCUCUCUGGAUGCCUACAUAGAACUGUUCAUCAUGUCCAUUGAGAAGAGUCAGAGGAGUUCUAAACGGGAGGAGAGAAUUCAGAACCUGAAUGAGUACCACACAUAUGCUGUUUACAGGUACACCCGUCGCGGUCUGUUUGAGCGACACAAGCUGCUUUUCUCCUUCCAAAUGUGCGCCAAGAUCCUGGAGGCAGCCAGCAAAAUCAACAUGGACGAGUACAACUUCUUCCUGCGUGGAGGAGUGGUACUGGACCGUGAGAACCAGAUGGACAACCCGUGCUCGGGAUGGCUGGGAGACGUGGCCAGGGACAACAUCACAGAGCUGGAGAAGCUGACCAACUUCCACGGCAUCAUCACCUCCUUCGAGCAGUACCCCCGUGACUGGAACAUCUGGUACACGGCGGCCCAGCCAGAGACCGCCCCCCUACCAGGUGAAUGGGACAAUGCAUGUAAUGAGCUACAGAGGAUGUUACUGGUCCGUUCCCUGCGUCCUGACCGAGUCUCCUUCUGUGCCACCUCCUUCAUCAUCAACAACCUGGGUUCAAAGUUCACAGAGCCACCUGUCCUUGACAUGCAGCAGGUGGUGGAGGACUCCACAACUAGGACACCCCUCAUAUUUGUCCUGUCCCCAGGAGUGGACCCUACAAGUUCCCUGAUCCAGCUGUCUGAGUCCAGUGGGAUGGCCCAGAGGUUCUAUUCCCUCUCCCUGGGGCAAGGACAGGCUCCCAUAGCAACCAGGAUGAUCAAACAGGGCGUGAGAGAGGGUAACUGGGUGUUCCUGGCCAACUGUCAUCUGUCGCUGAGUUGGAUGCCCCAGCUGGACAAGUUGGUGGAGCAGCUACAGGUGAAGGACCCCCACCUAGAGUUCCGCCUGUGGCUCAGUAGCAGCCCCCACCCUGACUUCCCCAUCUCCAUCCUACAGACCGGCAUCAAAAUGACCACAGAACCACCAAAGGGACUGAAGGCCAACAUGAAGCGUCUGUACAACCUGAUCACGGAGCCUCAGUUCCAGCGCUGCACUAAACAGGACAAGUACAGGAAGCUGCUCUUCUCGCUCUGCUUCUUCCACUCUGUGCUGCUCGAGCGACGUAAGUUCUUGAUGCUUGGAUGGAACAUCGCCUACGAGUUCAACGAUUCAGACUUUGAGGUAUCGGAGAGCAUUCUGAGUAUUUACCUGGACGAGUAUGAGGAAACCCCAUGGGAGGCCCUGAAAUACCUGAUCGCUGGAAUCAGCUACGGUGGUCAUGUCACGGAUGACUGGGAUCGGCGACUGUUGAUGACUUACGUCUCCGAUUUGUUCCAAGACCAGGUCCUCAGUGUGCCUUUCUACAAAGUGUCCUCUGUGCCGACGUACUACGUGCCCAAGGAUGGCCCCCUGUCCUCCUACAAGGAGUAUGUCAGCAUGUUGCCCAAUGUGGACCCCCCAGAGGUGUUCGGUCAGCACCCCAACGCCGACAUCCAGUCCCAGAUCCAGGAGACCAGGAUGUUGUUCACCACGCUGCUGUCCCUACAGCCCCAGAUCUCUGCUGCCAGCGGGGGCGAGAGUCGCGAGGACAAGGUCCUAGAUCUAGCAGCCAACAUCUUCAAACAGAUCCCAGAGAACAUUGACUACGACAACACGGCUAAAAUCCUGUCUGUCGAUCCGUCACCAUUGAAUGUGGUGCUGCUUCAAGAGAUACAGCGGUUCAAUGCCCUGAUGGAGGAGAUUCGUCGCUCGCUGACCGACCUGGAGAAAGGUAUCCAGGGUCUGGUGGUGAUGACCGUGGAACUGGAGAACAUAUUCCAGUGUAUCUUUGAUGGCAAUGUCCCCCCGUCCUGGUUAAGGGCGUACCCCUCACUGAAGCCCCUGGCAGCCUGGACCAGAGACCUGGUACAGAGAGUGGAGCAGUUUGAGAAGUGGGCCCUGACCGCCCACCCCCAAACCAUCUUCUGGAUGUCUGGGUUCACAUUCCCCACGGGAUUCCUGACCGCUGUCCUUCAAACCUCUGCUCGUAUGAACAGUGUGUCCGUGGACUCGUUGUCGUGGGAAUUCAGUGUGAUGACGGUAGAUGACUCCAACAUUACCGGACCACCCAAGGACGGUGUGUACAUCAAAGGCCUGUUCCUGCAGGGAGCGGGUUGGGAGAAGAAGAACUAUAUCUUGGUGGAGGCUAACCCCAUGCAGCUGGUGUGUCUGAUGCCCACCAUCCACUUCAAGCCCGUUGAAAACAAGAAGAAAGUUGCUAAAGGAAUGUACAUGGCCCCCUGCUACUACUACCCCAACCGUGCAGGAGGCAUGGGCAGACCCUCCUUUGUGGUGGCCGUGGAGCUGAAGGCGGGAGAGAAAUCACCGGACCACUGGGUCAAGAGGGGAACCGCCCUGCUGAUGAGUCUGGACUACUAACUCUGACAAUAACAUCUCCCUGUUAUGAAAUGGAGAGAUCUUCCUUUCUGUGAAAUAUGUCUUCUAUUUUGUGUGGGAAAAAAAUCUGUGAAUAUUGAAUCCCUGAAGACUACAUACUUCUGUGAUCUUUAACUAUCUGUGUGUAAAAAUUCAUCUCUAAGUGAUUCUGUGUACAUACAUGUGUAACCCAUGAAUGAGAUUUCUGUGAUAUCAGAUACUAGAAAAAUCGAUAAAAGAAUAUAAUACUAUCUUGGUAGCUGAUCUGCAAGACUUGAAUCUUGUGCGACAUUUGAUAGAUGUCCACCACACACACAGCUGACGAAGCAGUGCUCUUAUUUUUGUGAUAUCAAUUAUACUGAUAAUUGUGCAGCUUGUUCUAUGAAUAUUUUUAGUGUUUUUUGUGUGCAUAAAACUCAUCUCUAUGUGUUGUUUCAUCUAUCAUGGUAUUAACAUUCCACUGUUUAUUUUUGAACAUUAAUUUAUUGAGUCUAUUAAACUUGUUGAAUUAUAAAGAAUCUCAUGCUG